This is a messenger RNA of Daucus carota subsp. sativus, 1385 nucleotides long. RefSeq names its product NAC domain-containing protein 21/22. Lineage: Eukaryota; Viridiplantae; Streptophyta; Magnoliopsida; Apiales; Apiaceae. Gene Ontology annotation, molecular function: DNA binding. The transcript has 3 exons. Gene Ontology annotation, biological process: regulation of DNA-templated transcription. The coding region runs from base 234 to 1262 and encodes 342 amino acids. The record is from RefSeq and is a predicted model, not a curated record.
UACUAUUAGUCAUUUCACACUGGAACUCCUCCUCUUUAAGUCCAUACGUCAUAAACAAUAUAUGUACAUGAGGUCUCUAUUUUUUAUAUAAAUAUGGGAGAGCCAAGCCGCCAACACAUAGUAUAUAUGCAUUGGUUGUAGGCUAGUAGUAUAUAUACAAGGAGUUGUGAGUGAGUGUGUGUUCUCUCUUAAUAACCAGUGAGUUCUCUGUGUUGCUUGCAAAAAAGGGAAGGAUGAGUAGUAGUGUGAAGAUGGUGGAGGCAAAGUUGCCACCAGGAUUCAGGUUUCACCCCAGAGAUGAGGAGCUUAUAUGUGAUUACCUGAUGAGGAAGCUCACUCGUUCUGAACUCCCUCCAUUUCUGGUUGAAGUUGAUCUUAACAAAUCCGAACCUUGGGAUAUUCCUGAUUCAGCAUGUGUUGGAGGCAAGGAAUGGUAUUUUUACAGCCUUAGAGACAGGAAAUACGCCACGGGAAAACGUACAAACCGGGCUACAAUUUCAGGGUAUUGGAAGGCUACCGGAAAAGAUAGACCAGUAUGCAGGAAGAGGAGGCUCGUUGGGAUGAGGAAAACCUUGGUGUUCUAUCAAGGGAGGGCUCCUAAAGGCAAGAAAACUAACUGGGUCAUGCAUGAAUUUCGGCUUGAAGAACCUUCAGGAAUAACUAUUUCUUCCAAGGAAGAUUGGGUACUCUGCAGAGUGUUUCACAAAAACAAAGAAGCUUCGAAUGAUAGUCCCAAACAAGACAUACAAAAUGAUGGCAGCUGGUAUAAUCAAGAAACUAAUAUCAGUAACAUUCCUGCAUCAAAUCAUCUACCUCCGCUGAUGGAUUCUUACAUCAGUUUUAACCAAAACCAUAGUCACUCUCAUCCGCAAGUGCCCUGCUUCUCCAAUAUUUAUACUACUAAUAACAUACACACAAACCCGAACCAUGUAACCACCUUACCAAUAAUCACCAAUAAUGUACAAUUACCACUGCAGAACAAGCCAAUAAUUAGUAGCGGUUCUGCUAGUUACCUGGGGAAUUAUUCGGCAAAUACUUCAUCUUCAUGUGACAAUAAAAUGGUUAGGGAUGAGGCCAUAGAUCAUUAUCUUGCAAAGAUCGGUGAUAAUGUUAAUGCUGAUUAUACAGGUAUGGAUAUUCCUCCUCCUUGUGAUGUGAUGAUGAUGAUCAAAGAUUCACCAAUGAGUUUUGGUGAAGGAAGUUCAGAGAGUUUUUUAUCUGAAGUAGGGUUUCCAAGUAUCUCCUGGAAUGAUCAGUAUUAACUUUGAUCAUACUGUAAUUUAACUAGCUAUUUCUUGUAAUUAUAUAUAUGAAAACUGGCAAUGUAUUGUAAGAUUUCCUACUUGUAAUGCACUGUAUAACAUAGGUUUUUCAGUUUUUCUUUA